AUGCAAUUGAUUAAGCAUUACGCGGCGUCUAUUCCCCUUAUUGUGGAACCAGUUGCGGCGGCCGAUCUCUACAACACGGCGUCGAGAAUCCCACGAUCGGCGACAGAAACUGUCCUCCGUGAGCGAGGCAUAUCAGUGGAUCAACCUUUCCGUGCAUCAGAUCCGUCCAAGGCUGUCCUUUUGCAAGCUUUCCGAGAUGGGUAUCCGAUGAUUCUCAAGGUAUCUGCACCGAUAAGUAUCAACCACGAAAUAAGAGUUAUGGAAAAAAUCAAAGAUGACGCCGACAAAAACAAUCUUGUUGUCAUCGAAGAGGUACAAAUCGAAAGCGCUACGAUGGGAUCACCGAUGAAAAUGGUGGCCUUUCUGUUCCAUAUGCUGGAGUGCGGUCAGGACUCCUGA
Seminavis robusta is the source of this 399-nucleotide messenger RNA. Lineage: Eukaryota; Bacillariophyta; Bacillariophyceae; Naviculales; Naviculaceae. The record is from the annotation of a GenBank genome assembly.